Molecule: messenger RNA, 1457 nt
Organism: Paramecium octaurelia
Lineage: Eukaryota; Ciliophora; Oligohymenophorea; Peniculida; Parameciidae
Source: the annotation of a GenBank genome assembly
AUGAAUUAGCAAUAAGAGGAUAAUAGAAAUACUAAAUCAUAUUGCUUGAAUUGCAAAAAAAGGGAGAAUUUUUAUUUUGUCAAAAGAAUUACGAAUAGAUUAAUCUCGGCAAUAUGCGAAGAUUGUUACUAAAUGUUAACUAAGGAUAAGGAUGAAUAUAUAAAUAUGAAGGAUUUUAGAAAUUAUCAAUUAGAAGUACUAUAAACUACUUAACCUUUAUUAUAUUUUUCUUCUGAAAUAAGUAGCAAAGUUUAUGAUAAUCUUAUUUUAACAGAUGAGUAGAAGUCUAUAUUGAAGCACUUGAGUGAGAAAUUUAAUGAAAUUGAUAAAAUGUUAAGAGAAGUAGAAUAAGGACGUUCAGAAUCUAUUUCUAAGUUGUUGUUUUCGUUUCAAAAUAAUAUAUAAGAAAAAUAACACAAUGAUUUAUUAAUAACCCUAAAGUUAGAAAAGUAGAUGAAUUUUUUGGAAAAAAUUGAUGUCUAUAGAUUUAGAAAUGAAUAGGAUUAUUAUUUUGGAGGCAAUUUUCAGAUAUAUCUACAAAAUUUUUUAAUGAAAUCUAUGAACAAUGAAUAAUAAAAAACAAUUAAACAGAUCAUCACUAAUUGCAUAGAUUUUCCACUUUUUUUACAAAUAGUUGGUGAGAAAUUCAAUGAUACCUCAUAAUAAGAGUUUAUUAAGUAAAAUUAUUAUGGAUUCCUCAAUCAUGGAAAUUAAAAAGAAGGACUUGGCUUUUGGAAUUAAAAGAAUUAAUUAUUUUAUGGAAUAUUUUAUAAGGAUAUUUUUCUUUGGGGGAUCAAAGUAAUUAUUUAUUCACCAAAUUAAUUCUCCUUAUUCAAGGGUUUCUUCUCAAAAUGCUCAGAAGUUGAUGGAGAAAAUUAUUUACUAAAUGGAACUGGAGAAAUGAGUUCAAUUGAUGAGAAUUGGGCAUAGCAUGAAUAUCAAGGAAGAUUCACUAAUGAAAAGAGACAAGGAGAAGGUACAUAUACUUGGAAGUCUAUGGAUAAUAAGGAAGCGAAAUACACUGGAUCCUGGCUAAAUGAUUAAUAUCACGGUUAGGGUACUCUAGUGAUAUAAGAUUAAAAUAUAACUAUACAAGGAGAAUUUAGCUUUGGAGAUCCAAUUUACCAAAAUUGUGAAAUAACAGGUAAAGAUAUACCACGACAAACUUUGAGUAACUAUGUAGUCUAAAAAACUAAAUAGACCAUAAAGAACAAAUUUCCUUUAUAGCAACAACCUUAAAUGAAAAUUAAUUUUACUACAUUGUAAAAUACACAGAUGUAGCCACCAUUUGCCAUUAGCAAAACCCCUUCAAACUCAUCAAGAAUACCUCAAUUUACACCUCCAUAAUAACCUCCAAAACUGUUAAAUUAAACAAUUCAAAAUCCUCUUCCAAUUAAGCAGAACUUAAAUUAAGCAAACUAAAAAUAACCAUGAGUUUUAUUGAAUUAGAAGUUAAC